This is a messenger RNA of Pyricularia grisea, 414 nucleotides long. RefSeq lists its product as uncharacterized. The record is from RefSeq and is a predicted model, not a curated record. Gene Ontology annotation, cellular component: nucleolus. The transcript has 2 exons. The coding region runs from base 1 to 414 and encodes 137 amino acids. Lineage: Eukaryota; Fungi; Ascomycota; Sordariomycetes; Magnaporthales; Pyriculariaceae.
AUGGGGGACGACGACUACACAGUAGCAGGCGGCAAAGGCCUACGCCUCAAGGGCGCAAAGGUCAAGAAGAACAAGAAGAAGAAGGCCGAAGGCAGCAAGGCAGCCGACAAGGUGACCGAGCUGGACAAGGCGCUCUCGGCCGACAAGCGCAGCGACAAGGAUGCCGACGCAGCGGACGGAGAUGACGAACAGGCACGCGCUCGUGAAGACGAAGACCACGCGCCGUUGCGCCGGAAGACCGAGACGGAGCAACGCUUUGAGGAAGCAAAGAGGAAGAAGCUCCUCGAAAUGGCACAGUCCGCGGCCGCGAAGCCAGAACUGCUGAAAACACACAAGGAACGAGUCGAGGAGCUCAACACAUAUCUCUCCAAACUUAGCGAACAUCACGAUAUGCCAAAGAUCGGCCCUGGAUAA